AAGGGGGCAGACCUGGUGCCUCUCCAGACCCCCUCACCCUCCCCAGCAGCAAGCCAGCUUAAGUAACCAAAACGGACUGGCCACCAAAUUGACAGAGUCAAUUUCCUUUCCGUUUCCUACUCCCAUUAUCAAGGCUUGGACUUGACUCCCGGGCCUCCCAAACCUGUGAUUUUUCUGGAGGACUUAGAAAAACAGAGAACUGAGCUCCACUGUCAGUCUUAUGCGGCAACCCCAUAGGAUCACAAAGCUCUCCCGGGUGUCCCGCCGCAGGUUUGGGUGGGAAAUGACCAACGGCCAGCAGCCUGGACUCCUGGUGCUCCCUUCCUGGGAGGUCCGCAGGUGUCCGGGGUGCCCUGUCUACCGCACAUUUUGACCCAAAUUUUGUCCCCCAUCGCCCCAUUAACCAGGGAGCUCAGCCCUCGGCACUGCCCCACUGAGGAGUCCCAGACGCUCCUGCCCGGCUCGCUCUGGAAGCUUCUUCAGCACAGAGCCCAGGUGCGGCUGUGGGCAGGGGGAGCCAGCCCGGCCGGCCAGCAAGCACAGGCCUCAUGGGGCUUCCUUGGGCCCAGUUCUCAGCUCCCCUGGCCCUCCACUCUGGUACCUGGGACACACCAGUCUCCAGGAGGAAGAGGCAGUCACAGGACCGGCCAGAGCCCUAAGGAGCUAGAUGGCCAGGCUUCAUCCCCAGUGGCCUCCCACGGGUUCCAGGACCCUGGGCCAGCGUGUUGCCUCUCCGUUGACUCCCGGUGAAGUGAAGGACGUUAUUAAAGAGUCUGGAGUGACACCUGGCCGGAAGAAAGUGCCGCAUCCACAUUUGCUGUUAUUUUAAUAUCAACGUGGCUACAUUUUCUCCUACAGUUCUGGCGGCAGAGCCCAGGGCAGAGCAGCCAAGGGCGCGAAGCCCGAGCCCUGAGCUCACUCCAGGGUUCUGGCAACAAACAGCGUGGCCUUGCUCGGAGGAGGCUGACUGUGGGAAUGCUGAAGAGGAAAGGCACUCGCUGGACCUGUCCAGGCCUAGAGCAAAGGCCCGGGCGGCCCACCCACGGGUAUUUAAAAACAACAACAACGGAGAGGAAAGUGCUGAAUGACCGUUUUCCAGGCACAAGUCCCCCACUGAGGGGCUCCCCCAACUGGGGAGCUUAGCAUUGUUUCCCUGGCGGUGUCCUUGCCUUUCCCAGAACCCCAACUUCGGGUAAGGUCUUUUGCCCUGUGGGAAGAGGGCCGACCUCCCCUCUGGGAAAGCUGGGAAGACGGAAGCCACGCCCCAGUGACUCGGAGGGGCCCCCCAUCAUCUGGUCCACCAGAUCCCCUCACCUCGCUCAGCAGGGGCAUCCUGGGAGCCUGGGCUCCAUGGGUCUCUGCGCCCCCAGGUUCCUGGGCCUGGGUGAGCUCUGCCCACAUUCCCAGUGGCCGGGCCACCCGCCUGCAGGGGAGGUUGGUGCCAGCCUCACUUCCUGGAGAACCUUCCCCGACCUCCCAGGCUAAGUCAACAAGCCUCCUCUCACUUGGGUUUCCUAAACACCUUGGAACUCCGCUUGACAGCCUGCGUAAUCUUCCAUGAUUCCGGGGACCCUCCACAGCUGCCAUGACGGCAAGGAUCAGGGACCCCCUGUGCACCCUUAUCUCAGCCCCAGGCCACUGCUCCGAUUGGAAUGGAGGAGGGUACAGUCUCAGGGCUGAGCCCUGCGUGACCUGCCCACCAGGUGGCCCUCGGGUAGGAGCCACUAGGAUUCUUCCUGACCAGGCAUGCUGCCCGUGCGUUGGAAAAGGGGAUUGGGGCUUCGCUCAAUUCUGGGCCACUGUGCUGUGCCCUCAGGGCUCUGGACACCCAAGCGCCCUCUGGGCUGGGGACGGAAGAACUCUGGAGCCAUAAGGCGAUUCUUCCCCAAGGCCCGUGGGUUCGCCGCCCAAGACAUCCACUGCCAGGCUGGUGCGCUCCGCCGCGCGGCCACCGUCCGAGUCCCGCUGGACGGCGUGCGUUGGACGGAAGCGCCCAGGGGCCGGCCUUGUCCCGGGCAGGGAGCGCGCGCCGGAAGGCAGGACCGCUCCUCCCCGCCGAGCUCCUGCGGACCCCCGGUGCUCAGGCGGCCUGGCUCGGAUCGCCGCCGCCGGGUCCGGCCGCCGAUAGUUCCUCCCCGGGACAGCCGGAGCCGUUCCGGCCUCGCCAGGGGGCCCACCCGGGAGCCUUUCCCCGCCGUCCCCGCCGCCCUGGCCCUAUCGCUCCUGGAAUCUCAGCGAGUUUCCAGUUUCUCCCCACCUCGGGAGGGAACCAAGCAGCAGAAGGAGUUCAGCUCCGAGCCGCAGAAGGCAUGUGGUCCAGGAGCCGACUGUGGCCGAGGGGCCGACCCCGAGGCACCCUCUACUCUGACCAGUGAGCCAGAGACUCGAAGCAAAAGGUGCCCGGGCCGCGCGCAGCAAACGCGGUGGCCGGGGGGCCUCCGAAUGGCGCACCGAGGGAUCCCAGGAGGGUCGCAGCCUCCAGCCCCACCGAGGGCCCUUUGCCCGGACCAGCCCGGAGCCGGUGGAAGGACGCACCUGCUGCGCUCGCGCCGCGCACACCUGGCCGCCCGUCCAGUCGCUGCCACCCAGCGCCGGGGGCGCUUGGCUUGUCUUCCGGCGCCCAGACCCUUCCUUUUGCGCCCGGGACCCGCACCCCAGACUCGCACGGAGAACCGGCCGCGCGCGCGACUUACCCGCGGGGCUCCCCGGCCGGGCGCUCUCCGCCCCUUGCCCUUCCUCCUCCUCCGCCUCUGCCUCCGCCUCCCCCGCCUCGCUCGUCUUCCUCGGCCCGGCGCGGAGUCCCCAACGCUCCCCGGCGCUCGCUUAAAUCCCGAGAGGCGGUGUCCUACUGCCCAGGGUGACACCCCUAAACGCGGUCCCCGGUGA
Messenger RNA from Lutra lutra (Eurasian river otter), 2886 nucleotides. RefSeq names its product translation initiation factor IF-2-like. The transcript is spliced from 2 exons. Bases 1747 to 2886 code for a protein of 379 amino acids. Lineage: Eukaryota; Metazoa; Chordata; Mammalia; Carnivora; Mustelidae. The record is from RefSeq and is a predicted model, not a curated record.